Messenger RNA from Adineta steineri, 732 nucleotides. The record is from the annotation of a GenBank genome assembly. NCBI's taxonomy places the organism in Eukaryota, Metazoa, Rotifera, Eurotatoria, Adinetida, Adinetidae.
AUGAAUGAAGAAAAUCUUGAUGAUGAUGUUAUUUAUAUUCUUGAUCAAUUAGUCGAACAAAUACAUGAAGAAAAUGAAUAUAUUCAUCAAUGUGAUGAUUGUUCAAUAGUUGAUUCUUGUGUAAAACGUCAAAAUCGACCUGAACGAGGACGAACAAUAACAACAGAUGCAAAUCUUAAUUUAUAUUUAUGUGAUAAUUGUGCAGAAAAACGUCAUCAUGAUGCUCAAAAAGUUUUAGAAGAUUUAGAAUCAUUAGCACAUGAAGUUGAACAACGUUUACAAGCAAUUGAAAAUACAGAAAGAGAAUUAGAUCAAUGGAGAGAUGCACAAUUACAAAAAAAUCGAGAUUUUUGGGAUGAAUAUCGUCGUCAAGUUGAAAAUUUUUCUGCAUGUCGUAUUCGUACAUUACAAUAUGAAUAUACAAUGAGACAAUUGAAAACUCAACGUAUUAUGAAACGUCUUAAACGAGCAAAAUAUAUUGGUGAACAUAUUGAUAAAUUACGUGAUGAAUUAAUUCAUUUAUUUCAACCAUCAUUUGUUGAUUUAAUAUCAUCUGAACAAUUUCAACAUCAAUUUUCAUUAUUUUUAUCGACAAAUGAUGAAAAUUCUACAAGUGAACAACGAAAAGAAUUUUUAGAACAAAUUGAACAAUUAUCAUGUUUAGAUAAAAUAAUUAUACCAGGAGAUCAAUUUGGUAUUGAUGAUGAAAUUAAAGAUGAUAUUGAAGAAUAA